Petromyzon marinus (sea lamprey) is the source of this 1930-nucleotide messenger RNA. NCBI's taxonomy places the organism in Eukaryota, Metazoa, Chordata, Hyperoartia, Petromyzontiformes, Petromyzontidae. The record is from RefSeq and is a predicted model, not a curated record.
ACACCAUAGGGGCGGGGCCGUGUUGGGAGAGUGGCGUGGGAGGGCGGGGCCACAGUUUGGAGGGGGCGUGGCUACGCCGGAAGGGGGAGGGGCUGGGCAGCGUAGCGUCAUUACGUGGGCGGGGCGACUUUACUUUGACGCGAUUGGGCUCCCACGACGGCCGCGUGCAGCAGAAUCGCGUCUCCAAACUUCAAGAUAUUUUUGUUUUUCUCAACGCAAGAUGGCGACAAAUCUCCUCAACAAUCGCUAUGCGGUUUUGGAAAAACUGGGUGAAGGAACAUUUGGCCAGGUGUUCAGAUGCUGGGACCACAGGAACCACAAGGAGAUGGCCCUCAAGAUGAUUGACUCCACAUUAAGCGUCACGGACGCGGAAGUAUAUAACGAGGCUGGCUUCCUCAAGAUGUUGAGACACAAAAGCAUCAUCCGGCUUGAGGAAAACUUCGUCGUGGGAGAUUACCAUUAUCUCGUGUUGGACUACAUCAACGCGGGCAGCCUCUUUGACGUGGUGAACUCGAACGGAGCAUUUACUCUGUCCUCCGUCAAGAGAUACGCCCGAUCCCUGAUGGAAGUGCUGGCCUUCCUGAAGAAGAACGGCGUAGUCCAUGGGGACCUCAAGCUGGAAAACAUCUUGGUGAAAGAUCACCACACGGCAGCCAUCCGAUUGGCCGACUUCGGAGGAAGUUUUUUUGAAUAUGAAUUUCCCGAUGAUUUCUUUGGGACGCCCGGAUACAACGCUCCCGAAGUCUUGCUGGGCCAGCCGUUUGGAACAUCAAUUGACAUGUGGGCUGCCGGGUGCAUACUAGCUGAGAUAUCUGUCGGCAAACGACUGAUGUCAAUGAGCAGCGAGAGUCAGGAGAUCGCUGGCAUCACAAAGAUUGUGGGAACACCACCCUUUGAGAUGCUGCACGCUGCACCAGACGGUCCUCGGUAUUUCAACUUCUUUGGGCAACUGACCAAGGAAUGUCUGCAGGAGACCCCUCAGUGUUGCCCGCUCAAGGAGUUUCUGAAAACGAGAGACCCAUUGUUCCUGGACUUCAUCAGCUCCAUCCUAUGCUGGAACCCAAAUGACCGUCUAACUCCGAAAAGUGCUCUCAAGCACCCAUGGAUGAGUGCAGCUCCAGCUCCACCACCUGGACUUCACCAGGCACCAGCAUGCAAGAUCAACUCCCAUCUGGCUCCUGCAACCAAGACCUUCCCUAUUCUGGACCCCUACAACAUCCCUUCCAAGACAAUGGACCCCUACCAAUUAUGCUGGCUGGAUUCGGACCCCAACAACUUCUUCAUCCCGGCUCCAGCACCUUGCCACCUUCCCUCAAUUCCACAACUUACUUCUCCUGGCCAAAUUCCAGUCGAAUCAUUUUGCUGCAGCUCUUCCGGAGUGGCAAUUCCCAUUUUGGCCACUAAGGUGUCCACUGCCACUUUCCUUCCAUCUCCAGCCGCCGUUGCAGUCCCCUUAAUUGAGCCAAGGACUGACGCCUUCCUGGCUUCUGCUUCUGUUGCAUUAAGCGCCGGAACCAUUUUGGAUGUGGAGAUGCCUACAGCCACUAGCUCAACAUCCACCACAAAAUGCAGCAUUCAGGUGGAAGAUGUGAACACUGCUGUGUCUUCGACAGCAUCAAUUGCUGACCCCCUCCCAGAGUCGGAGACCAGAAUUGAUGCGGACAUCAAGCCUCUGGAUAUUGAGGAAUUUCAUAUUUCAAUUGAGGCAGUCGAUGAGGCGACCCAAAAUGGAGCCGAGACGAGCAUGGGCUCCAUAUUGUCUCUGCCUAUAAACGCAGACGACACUGUUAACCCUCUCCUGGAGUCCGAGAGCACGGUUAAGGCAGACUCUAAGCCUCACGAUGCUGAACAAAUGAAAGCCAUGGCAAGUGGGAACCACCAUGCCGUGACGCUGCAGCCCCUCGUCCCACCUCAUCAAAAGUCCUUCUGA